GAGGCAUGGCGGGACAACAGGUGACGCAGUGCGGGUGGCGUGCUUCACACCAGGCUAUUGUUGCGUCUUUGUGAUGCUUGUUGUUGUUGUGUAGCGCCAACAAAAAGGGGGCUAAUCCUAACCGCUGGUAUUUGGGAGGAACAGGUCACACUGGUACUCGAUCUUUCUCUGUAUGCAAGUGCGGGGUGGGGAUGGAGGGGGAGAAGCUCAGAUAAAUACAAAUACCACUCACCAUACGUCACGCGUAAUUUCUGCGGAGACAUUACAUUAUGACCCCACCCGACCCCCACCUCUGCCCUGCAACCUCAAACAGCCAGUACCACAAGCUAGUAGUGACGUCACAUGAUCUGUCAACAGACCGGCUCGCUGCUGGUGGUGCGUACACUGACUUGAGAGGGUUUGGGGGACGAGUGACGUGCGGCCCCCAGCGAGACUUUCAUGUCGCUGCCGAGUCUGACUCAAACGUGCGGAGUCGUCGUUACCGAUCGUCAAAAAAAGGGGCCAAGAGAGAAAGUUGAUAAGCCAACAAAGACUAGGAGUGUUGACCGCGACAGUUGGUAAAUGACUCGAACUCUUUUCCUCAUUCUCACUGGCAUGAGUGAAAAGCCUCGCCGGGCCUCGAACGGUCGGUGACCUCAUGCAACCGUGAAGUGUGUCGUCCACAGCACUGAGUGUACAGGACCGAGGGAUAUGGCAGGCGACAUGUCGAUGUGUGCCGGGGACAUUGCCUUCCCGUAACAUUUUCCUGGUGUGCAUGGUACACGCGCAGUGCUGGUACUCCAUCGUCUUUGCUCGUUUUUCUCCCUCUCUCGUUUUCUCAAGUUUCCCGUUUUGCUACGUUCGCGGCUCGCGUGCGCAACGGAACGAAGGGGCAAGAGGUCAAACAUCUGGGCGGCUGUCUUUUGUGCAGUGACUGCGUGCUCCACAUUGUGUUUUAAUGAGGUCUAAGAACACCUUCAACCUGCUAAAGGCAGAUGGCUAGUACUGGACUGAAUGUAGAGUUUCGUCUGAGGCUGUGAUACAGACAGGCGCGAACUCAUUUGUGUCACGAGCCGGAAAUUGUUUGCUGAUGACCCGAGAAAAGAGCCUAACACAAACUUUGGUGCUGAAACAAUAACGAAAGGAAACGAGGACAAGUGCGUCACGAUCCUUAUGUGAUCUGGUCAUAGACUGGCGUGCGCGUUGACAGCCAUCCGAAGAGUUAGUGUCGUGAAUACGACAGGGAUUUCUGUUGGCGAAGGGUCCCGAGCUUAGAGCACUCGAGACUCAUUCUGGGUUUGUGGAGGGCUUCCAGAGCCGUGAGCGAAGGUGUGGCCGCUUACAGACGUGCAGACUUUGGUGGGACCGCAGGCGGUGACCGCCAGCGCGAAGCAAGCCGCGGAAGUAGUUUUGCCCUGUAGCGACAGCUUGUGCGUGCUUGUAUGGGUAUGCGCGCGCGAGCGAGCGAGCGUUCUCAGCCCUUGUUUACUAUUUAUAGCUGUGAACUGUGUGGACUUGGGCUCGUCCACUUCUCCCUGCAGGUCUAAGUGAUAUCCGACUUUGAGCGAAGGGAAAGGAGUUCCCGCACAUUCAGGACAGAGGCGACUUAGGAAAGCCAGGAGGGAAGCGGACUUGGGCCAAAAUCGCUGUCUUGCCAACUAGUGACCUACAUGACUGUGCAAGAAAAAUGCAGAGGAAGCUGAAUGGCAGCGGUGGCUUCAAGUUGACCGACGAAGUUUUCAAGGCAAGGAGCGAGCAGCUAUAGCGACUCCACACGGCGGUGCGGCAUCGUGACUUGGCGCCAAGAGCUCGGCGUCCGCUCCUAGUGCACACUGUCAGCUAAAUUUAGCCCCACACCUCGAGGACCUCAAGAAAGUGGGUGGGUGAUGAUGAGAGGGUGGGACUGGUGGUGUGGAGUGCCAAUGCGGCUGCGGACGCUGUAAUCGGUGAUACCGCCGGCACACAGGCGCUGUGAAGUGCUGCACGGCAUAGAGCGCUGGACAGUCGCUCGCACACCUUCCCGCCCCCAGCUUGCUUCCGUCGAUCGAGACUUUUGUUCACGGGCGAUGCGUCCGGUAGGUGUUUGCACGCGUCGCGUCGUGCCAGCUGCUGCAGCGGAAAGUGCACGAGGAAUAGCCAUUGCCUGCCUCCUAAUCCGACAUGAAAGACACGUCAUCGCAGGCGGCAGGCGGCGCGAAGUAUGAGCGGCAAGUCGACGUCACCGUAGACAUGGACACCCUCUGCGAGUCCCAACACCACGGUGGCAGCAGCUGCUGCACGUCGUGUGACCCAGCGGCCAGCAUGCAGACACCUGCCGAGGACAUGGUGACUGUCACCUUUACCUGCGGGGGAGACGAGGAUGACGACAGAGGUAUCAGCGAGCCCACCACGGGCGGGCGUGAACCUUGGAACUGUUAUUCUUUCACCACCACGGCCACGCCGACGCACGCAGGAGGGCGCGGCGGCGGCGACGCGUAUCAGGAGCGUGGCCAGGUGAGCAAAGCGGCGUUGAUCAAAAGGAGCUCCUCCAGCUUGCAGCCCAUCAGCGAGGAAGAGGUGAUCGAGAUGAUGGAGCACGCGGACGUGAGGGAGGUGAUGUCCUCCAUGCCGCCAUGUGACUGUGACGCUUGCCUGCUCAGGGACAGGGACCCUCCCACCAGUCCGGCGCCAUCUCUCAAACGGCAAAGUUCCUGGAAGAAGAUUCGAAGCAUCAUCAGAUGGUCUCCCUUCAUUCAAGUUUUCAAGAAGCAUCGCUACCCAUGGAUUCAACUGGCUGGUCACCAAGGCAAUUUCCAAGCAGGUGAAGCUGGAUCUGUCUUGAAGAAACUGGAUAACAGAGAAUAUACAUGUUUCCAGCAGCUUAUGAAUGACCGAUUACAGCCUUUUGUGCCAGAGUUCCGAGGAGUUGUGGAAAAGAAUGGUGAUCGGUAUGUCCAACUCCAGGAUCUCCUGUGUGAGUUCUCAUCACCAUGUGUAAUGGAUAUUAAAAUGGGAGUGCGUACCUAUUUGGAAGAAGAACUGGAAAAAGCUCGCAAAAAGCCAUCACUGCGAAAAGACAUGUACCAGAAAAUGGUGGAAAUUGACCAGAAUGCACCGACAGUUGAGGAAAAUGGUCAAAGAGCUGUCACCAAACCUCGUUACAUGCAGUGGCGGGAUGAGAUGAGCUCCUCUGUUGAUCUUGGUUUCCGCAUUGAAGGCAUUAAAAAGAGUGACGGUGCCUCCAGCAAAGAUUUCAAGAAGACAAAGACAAGGGAAAACGUGAAAGAAGCCCUGAAAUCGUUUGUCGGCAGCAAUGACAAGAUUUUGGUAAAGUACAUGCAGAGGUUACGUGACAUAUGUGCUACUCAAGAAUCAUCAAAGUUUUUCCAAUCCCAUGAGGUCAUUGGAAGCUCAUUACUGUUUGUGCAUGAUGCACAGGAAAAUGUGUGUGUAUGGAUGAUUGACUUUGGAAAGACAGAACCUCUUCCAGAAGGAGUUGUUAUUGACCAUCGUGCACCAUGGGUGGAGGGCAACCAUGAGGAUGGGUACUUGUUUGGCUUGGACAAUAUCAUAUGCAUUCUUCAGGAGCUCCAUGAUGGCUCUUCUGUUUGACUUUAUGACCGUCAUUUGUCAUCCCAUUGCCCCUGAUCUCUUCAUUGGUUAAUUCAGCUCCACAGACGCUGAACAUCAGACAGCCAGCCAUUGUUGUAUUAAUGAUGUAUGCUCAGAGCUUGAGACAGAUAUUUUCUGUAGAGGGAUAUAUUUCUGGUGACAUGAUAUUAACUACAAUUUGUAGACUGCCUAGCCCCUGACUGGGGAAAGAACACAUGUAUGUGCAGUUGGAAGCUGUCGUGGUGUUAUCUGCAUUACUUAACAGUGCCAGUGAGAAAGGGCAUCACUGGUCUUGACAUUUGUAGAGAAGCACUGAGGCAAAGAUGCUGGCUUCUCGCCUUGUGAUAGAUGUUGUGUACUGUCGUCAUUUUCCACACUUCACCACUUUCAGAAUUUAAAUCUUGUUCAUGUUAAGCAAAGCCAUGGAAGCACCAAAACUUUCUUAUCUUCCAUUAAUCAUCUGUGGGAGGAAUGAAAAAUAAAAAUUUAUAAAUUAGGGAAUAACUCUUCAGCUUUCUCUCAAAACUUUUGUGCAUCAAAAACCUACAGCAGUACAAUAAAUAAUAAGGUGUACUUAGAUUUGUAAUAUAAUUAAAGUGCUUUGAACACCAAAAUGCAAAUAGAAUUUAAAGGCUAACCCAAGAAUAAAAUGUGAUACCUUAUUCUCCAAAUCUGGGAUUGUAAGAGGUUGGGAUCUUAUUUCCCACAAUGCCAAAAAAACCCAGCCUUGCAAAGUGGUGACGCCUUUUUCAACGUAUGCUCAAAGCUCAUGGAUUGACCGCAGCCUUCAGUGACAUUAGACUCUGAUUGGUCUUUAAAUAAUAGGUAUUAAUCAUUCUGUCAGAUUUUGAAUUAUGAAAGGAUUGCUUUUACAGUCACGUCCUAAGCACAACAUGACUGCCAUGGACUGAGGUACUCUUGCAAAGGACAGCAAGCUGACUCUAAUUUGUGACAUAUCUAUAGUUUGACAAGAAAACUGUAAAGCAGUGUGAGGGAACUUAUCAAUCUGACUGGCAAGACCCUGAUUUAGAGCAUGCAAUCUGCUGGAAGGCACAGUUAGUAUACAGUUUAGAGUAAGGGUUAUUUUUGAUCAAGCUUUUCAUCACUGUAAUAAUUUUAAUUAGUAGGGUACAAUUCUCAGCAUUUUAAUGAGGCUGUAAAUGUACUUUUGAGUGUCUUUGAGCAUAAGACAUCAUCACAUGGCAGCCUUCAUGAAUUAUCUCCAGGUUGUGUUUAAGAUGUGAUUGUAAGUAACCGUUUUGCAAUCCAACAUUUUGAGUGAAAAUAAUUUAAACCCAACUUGUGUUUCGGCUUCAUUUUCCUUUUUUAACCUUUGGCAGAUCUACAAUUUGUUAAAAAGUCUAACAGCAGGAGAGCUCUUACCUUUACUUUUUUUUUUUAUAAUUUCACAAAAAGCGUCCACCACAAAGCAGAUCUCUAUUCUGAAUCUGAAACACAAAACCUAUUUCUUGUAACCCCAGACUCAUGUAUUACCUUAAACCAGUUAGCAUUUCUUUUAACUUUUUUAUUUAUUUGAAGCUAUUAAUAAGCUUCAAACAGUUGUAAAAACUUUGCGCUAAAUGACAAAUGUUUUCACUUAUAAAUGUGGAAGCAGUAAGACUAUGCAUACAGAAAGUGCUUUUUAGUUGAUUAAUUGUAAAAUCCGAGCAAUAAAUAUAUUUUUAAUAAGAAUAGACAGUCAUUUUUAACUGUUAUAUUUAAUCAUUCUAAUUUUUGUUUUUCAAUACAGAAAAAUAAGAAACCAAUAAAACUUAAUGGUUAUCCUCCACCUUUAACCCCCUUUAAAAAUGCCCUAAGCAUAACUCAUUUAAGACAGGUUACAAAUGUAACCUUUCCAAUAAAACAGCAAAAUGGUGGUUAGAAUGGGCAGUUGAUUAUUAUUAUCAUAUUGCUGAAAUUAGAAUCUUUCACAAUUUAUCUGAAUUUGUACUUAACCAAUGCGCUGCACACAAAUUGAUGUUGACAGUGAUAAUUGCAUUCAUCAUACAACCUACGAAUAUGUUAAUUUAUCAGCACAAAGCACAGACUGCAUUGUGUACAAAUAAAUGUGAAUUUAGAACAGUGUUGGCAAUUUUGAAAUUUAGUUCUAAAAGGCCUUUUUCUAUGUUGUGGGAAAGCAUGCACAGAUAACACUUAAAAAAAUUUAAAGCACAGGUUUUAAUUGCAGCAGGAUGAAGUUCAUGACAAUCUACUCUCCUUAUAUACUUGCAUGCAUACAAAUGUGUUUGUGUAUAGCCAUCUAUUGUGUGCAAGAAUGUGUAGAUUCUACUGAUGCUUCAAAUUUAAAUGGGGCUUUGAAAAGUUCCAAUUUAUCUGUUGUUUAUAUAUUCGAUUUAGCCUGGGAAAUCACAGCCAUUUUAAUGAUUAACAGAUAAACCAUUUUAUUAAUGUUUAUUGGUUGUCUCCCAUCCUUUUUAAUGAAUAAGUUUGACCAAUGUAUACUUCAUUGAUUUAAACAAUCACAUCACUUUAGUCAAUGAUGAAAGUUUGGACUGCUAUAAAUUGCAGCCACACAGUACAUCUCAGGGCUCGUCAAUGUCACUAAAUUUUGCUUUCUAUGACAGUUGGAUUGGCAGUGGUUAGGGCUAGUACUUACAUCUGCUGAGAGUUUUUGCUGUCACAUCUUCUAAUAAAUAUAACCUUAUAAUUCUGUCAAUAAUAAUAUAUCAGUAGUCUUUUGCAAAUCUGGCUUUCUGAUUCUCGAUAAAGAUGUUGCAGCUAGUAAAUGUAAAUUUUACUAGACAGUCAUAAAGAAAAUUAAACCCUAGAAAUUUUACUUUGGAGCCACAACAUUCCCCAUCACUUACAUUAGUCAGGCCAGUAUUACAUUGACAUGGAGGGCAGCAAGGUACCUACACACUUCUGUAUGCUCUUCAUUUGUUAGCAAUGAAGAUCAUCUUCAGAAUAUGAAAUUUGCUGAAUGUUACCUCAAACCAUUUUAAAAAUUCCUUUUUUUCUGUUUUCAGUAGAGAUUGCUUGUGUGCUUUGUUAUAUACAAUUCUUAUCUUGUGUUUGGCCGAUGUGUCAUGCUAAGAUUCUGUAUCAGUCAUUUGCUUGCUUAUGCUGUAUUUACUCUCUCAUAAACACAUUUUGACUGUUUUUAUAUCCAAAGAAUGCAAGUUCCAUUUUUACCUGAUGUGUUAAAUGCUGUCUCCUCUCUCUGAUUAUUGCAGCAUGAGUUGUCAGUAAAGCUGUUCCAUUCCCAAAGAAGACAAAAUAAAACAGCCUCACUUCCUCAGUUCUUGCUUUUUUUUAACCUAUGUCCUGGCCAUGUUUUUCAGUGCCUAUACAUCGAAACAAGCAGCCUCAUAUCUGAAAACCUUUGUUCAUGUACAAAUCCUGACAAUCUUCAAACUUCAGGGAGUAAGUAGGAAAAUGGGACUGUUAAUGAUUCUUUGAAAAGAAGAAAAUGCUUACAUCCCACCUGAUAGUUUAGGGGAAAUUGUUUAAUUAAAUUUUUUCUUGUGAGGCGGAAACACUCUUUAUAAUUGCAUCAGGUUUACUUUUCAGUCAAAACGUUAGUGACAGAACACCACAGAAAGACCCAGAUGGCAUGUUCUAUUGUUGAUGCUAAAGGUUGUAAAUGCUUGUCUAUGACUAGCCACAUUACAAACCUUUUAUGCUGAGUCAGGUUAACUUAUUUCUAAUUAAGCUACCCUACAAUUCAAAUGUUGUGUAAAAUAUGCACAAUACAUCAAUACAGUACUUAUAAAUGAAA
Pomacea canaliculata is the source of this 7309-nucleotide messenger RNA. RefSeq names its product inositol-trisphosphate 3-kinase B-like. Lineage: Eukaryota; Metazoa; Mollusca; Gastropoda; Architaenioglossa; Ampullariidae. Gene Ontology annotation, biological process: inositol phosphate biosynthetic process. The record is from RefSeq and is a predicted model, not a curated record. The transcript has 9 exons. Bases 2140 to 3570 code for a protein of 476 amino acids. Gene Ontology annotation, cellular component: nucleus; cytoplasm. Gene Ontology annotation, molecular function: inositol-1,4,5-trisphosphate 3-kinase activity; inositol tetrakisphosphate kinase activity.